Messenger RNA from Alosa alosa (allis shad), 5115 nucleotides. Its product is annotated as collagen alpha-1(XXI) chain. Bases 85 to 2916 code for a protein of 943 amino acids. The record is from RefSeq and is a predicted model, not a curated record. Lineage: Eukaryota; Metazoa; Chordata; Actinopteri; Clupeiformes; Clupeidae. The transcript has 29 exons.
GUAUACUCCCUCUAGUGGCAGCAACUUCACUUCUCAUUUGGAAUUUUGAAUAAAGACAGCCACAGAAAACGCAAAAACUCCAGGAUGCUGUGGACGCUGAAGGCACUGACCACGCUGCUGUCCUUGACGUGUCUGCGGGCGAUCGAGGAGGAGGACAUCAGAGCGGGCUGUAGUACUGCAGUCAAUGACCUGGUGUACAUCCUUGACGGCUCGUGGAGUGUCGGCACCACGGACUUCGAGACGGCCAAGCGUUGGCUGGUGAACAUCACAAGCGGCUUCGACGUGGGUCCGCUCUACACACAGGUGGCCGUGGUGCAGUACAGCGACACGCCGCGGCUGGAGAUCUCGCUGGGCCAGCACCAGAGCGCGGCGGAGCUCGUCACCGCCAUCCGGGACGUCGGCUACCUCGGUGGCAACACGCAGACCGGACGCGCCAUCAAGUUCGCCAUCGACCACGUCUUCCCCACCUCCACACGCUCUGAGGCCGUCAAGAACCGCAUCGCCGUAGUGGUGACGGACGGCAAGUCACAGGACGACGUGGUGGACGCCAGUGUGGAGGCGCGGGCGCAAAACGUCAUCCUCUUUGCCGUCGGCGUGGGCGACGAGACCACCACGUCCGAGCUGGUGGCCAUUGCCAACAAGCCGUCCACAGACUACGUGCUCUACGCUGAGGACUACACCACCAUCGACCGCAUCCGAGACUCCAUGCAGCAGAAGCUUUGUGAAGAGUCGGUGUGCCCGACCCGUAUCCCUGUGGCCUCCCGUGAUGAGAAGGGCUUCGAGCUGCUGGUGGGGAUGAACAUCCACCUGAAGGCCAGGAAGAUCCCGGGCUCCCUGGCGUCGGAAGCAGCCUACCACCUGGACAAAGGGGAUGACAUCACAGAGAACACCAGGGAGAUCUUCCCAGAGGGACUGCCCCCUUCCUACGUGUUUGUGGCGACCAUUCGUCUGCGUGCAUCCCUGCGCAAGGAGAAGUUCGACCUCUGGAGGGUGCUGUCCAAGGACAAGGCCACUCAGGCUGCAGUCACCCUAAACGGCGCCGACAAGUCUGUCACCUUCACCACCACCGACCUGGCCAACGGUCAACAGAAGAUCACCUUCAACGCUCCAGGGGUUGAGAGGCUCUUUGACGAGGGCUGGCACCAGCUGAAGGUGCUGGUCAGGCCCCGCCAUGUCACCUGUUUCCUUGACGACGUCCAGGUGCAGGACGAGAGGCUGGACCCGGUGGUGCCCAUCUACAUCAACGGAAAGACGCAGAUCGCCAAGAAGCUCAGCGCAGAGGCCACCGCUCCUGUGGAAAUCCAGAAACUGCGGCUGUACUGUGACCCUGAGCAGAGUGAGCGGGAGACGGCGUGUGAGAUCUACUCUGUGGAUGAUGAGAGGUGUCCACUGGACCGUGAGCCUGCAGUCGAAGAGCCAGCAGAAAAGGAGUGUGACUGCUCCAAAGGUAGCCCAGGACCACCGGGAUCUCCUGGACCAAGGGGCCUCCGUGGAGAGCGAGGAAGAGAUGGACCUCCAGGACCAGAUGGGAAGACUGGCCAGCCAGGGCCAAGAGGAGAGUCCGGAGAGCUGGGGGGCCCAGGGGUGAAGGGAGACAGAGGGGAACAAGGCCUUCCAGGGAUGCCAGGACCACCGGGACCCAAGGGUCCAAGUAUGGCGCGAUCAAACCUAGGGACCGUUGGGAUGCCAGGAAAGAGGGGAUUGCCAGGAGAAAGGGGAGCAGCAGGACCUAAAGGAGAUGCCGGACCCAUGGGGGAGUCGGGGAUCCCUGGCAACGACGGGCUAGACGGACCUACUGGACCAAAGGGUGAUAAAGGGGAACGCGGGUUGCCAGGUCCUGAUGGGACGCAAGGAGUGCCGGGCAUUCGAGGUCUUCCUGGACAAGCUGGCCAAACUGGACCUCAGGGGGAGAAAGGACCCCAAGGAGAGAUGGGGACACUCGGGCCUAAAGGACCUCCGGGGGCUGGAGGCCCAGUGGGCCCACCUGGACUGGACGGCCCUGAGGGACCAAAGGGCACGCCUGGUGAUCCUGGUGCAGCUGGGACUCCUGGAGAGUCAGGUCCCAAGGGCAUGAAAGGAGAGGCGGGGUUUCCAGGGUUACAAGGACCAAUGGGACUGCCUGGGUUCAAAGGCCAUAAGGGAGAGCCAGGUGAAGAGGGCCCUCGAGGAGAUCAGGGAGAGCGAGGCAGCGAUGGAACCCCUGGAAUCCCAGGCACGCCGGGUGAAGCGGGGCUCAGGGGAAGCAAGGGAGAGAAGGGCGUGGCUGGGGACCCUGGGCCCAGGGGCCUGGACGGGAAGAAGGGAGACGUGGGACACGUCGGAAUCGUCGGACCACGAGGAUCUCCAGGACAGGACGGGUUACCAGGACAAAAUGGCCUUCCUGGAUACCCUGGAAAGCCUGGAAAGCCUCCCUCCGAUGAGCACUUGCUAAAGCUGUGUGGAGACAUGCUGAGGAACCAGCUGCCCCAGUUGAUCCAGUCCAUGGUGCCCAGGAGCUGUGAGCAGUGUGAGACGGUCAAAGGGCCCCCGGGUCACCCUGGCACCCCGGGCCCCAAGGGCACCAUGGGGAACCCCGGAUAUCCAGGCAGGCCCGGCUCACAAGGAUACCCCGGACCCCCAGGCAUGCAGGGACCCCCUGGGGUCAAAGGUGACCCAGGACUGAAGGGCCUUAAAGGCAGUAAAGGUGAAGGAAGACCAGGUCAGCCAGGACUCCCUGGACCAAUGGGUGCCCAGGGACCGCGCGGAGGAGACGGGGUGGGGCUUGCGGGGGCCCCUGGGAUGCCGGGCAAAUCCGGGAUCCCAGGCCUUCCGGGAAAGCGUGGUGCCCCGGGUCCAGCGGGCAUGUGCGACAUGUCUCUGUGCUACCAGGCCUAUAGCCACAGGGAGGACCGCUUCAGCAAAGGGCCCAACUUCUAACCGCACACACACACACACACACACGCACGCACACACACACAUACCCUAUGGCGCUGUGAUCAUGACCUGCUCGCAGAGACCCAGGGGGACACAGGACGUCUGGGGGAAAUGGACAGCAUAUCAUCUCAUUCAACGUCUGACUGCUCCAACUUAGCGUCUCACAGUCGAUCAGAGUGACCAAACCAAAAGGCCAGUGCUGACUGUAGUGGACUAUUCUUACCUGUAAAACGAUGCUCUCAACAGCCUCCAUGUGCCUUGAUUAAAGACUGACGCCAACUUGUCAUGACAUCAGGAUGUUUUUACGAUUUAGAACAUUUCUAGUGUAGAAGAGGAUAGCUCUGAAUACUAAUAACCAUGACAUGUUGGACAGAAACGAGUACAUAAUAUGCACUGCCUUAGUUAAGCUACCUCCAAGCUGGACACGAGGCAUUUUGUAUAGUGGAAUAAGGCACCCUAAGCGAAGUUAGGAUUCAGUGUUUUAAUUAUAUGGAUAUGCUAUUCAGAGACCUUUGUCCGAUUUGGACUUAAUGUCUGCUUAUCAUGAUUAGGCCACAGCGGACCGAGACAUUUGGCAGCCGGUAAAUUGAGCAGACUUAUGAUAGCCUAUGUUUUUGUCUGCUGAGGAUAAUCUUAAAAGGCAUAUAGUGCGUAGCAAUGUAAACAACCUGAAAGCAAGUUAUGUAAAUAUGACCCAUAUGGAAACGGUAUGGAUGUCAGAAUAUAUUAUUGAGUUACCAAAGAAUCCAAAAGUGAGUUGGAUGUAUAGGCCUCUAUGGAGCUAAACGACUCAGGAAUUUCUUUUGAUACUAUUUGACACAGUCAUUCCCAAACUAUCUUGAGUUCGAGAGUUACAUUUAUGUUAUUUUAAUCACUACUAAUAUAUAUUAUAUAUAUUUGUUUUUUUCUGGUAUCUUUACAGACUGUAUACGUAUACGCUAAUAUGUAUAUUGCCUCCCUUUUGGGAUUUUACAUUUUAAACUUUUUUCUAUUCGGUGGAUGAUGGUGUUUACUUAUAGUUUGGGUCAAUGGAGAUAGAUCUCAUUUUAUUGAUAAAUUGGCAUUGAACCAAAUGAUUGCAAAUGAAUGAAAGCAUUGUAUUUCCUCCCGUCCAGGAUCUCCUAAACUGUGAUUGGUGGAGCCUUUGUGGUGUGUGUGUGUGUUAGGAUGUGUCUGUCUGUCCAUGAUUAAUGUGUGUAUUUGUGUGUGUAUAGUGUGUGAUUGUGUGUGGUAUGUAUGUUUAUGUAUGUGUGUGCGUCUGUGUUGAUUUUGUCACAUCUCUGUUUUACACAUUCCCUAUAUUUCUGACAUCAUCAUUAUCAAGCCCCUUCUACACUCAGCUAAAAGAUAAUGGUCUAGUGUGUGUGUAUGUGUGUGGUAUGUAUGUUUGUGUAUGUGUGUGGUAUGUAUGUUUGUGUAUUGUAUGUGUGUUUAUCAAGCCCUUUCUACGCUCAGCUAAAAGAUAAUUGUCUAGUGUGUGUGGUAUGUAUGUUUGUGUAUGUGUGUGUGUACAGUAUGUGUGUGGAAUGUAUGUUUGUGUAUGAGUGUGUGUGUGUGUAUGUGUGUGGUAUGCAUGUUUGUGUACUGUAUGUGUGUUUAUCAAGCCCUUUCUACGCUCAGCUAAAUGAUAGUGGUCUACUGCACUUCUCAGCUAAAAAAGAAAGCAAUGUCUUACACAUUAUGUCUCUACAAAAUGUUAAUACUUUAAGGCAUGUAAGUUAUGUUGAUGUAGAGGAAUCUUUACUAAAAUUAUGAAAAUAUAAAUAAUUUGUACUUAUUACAUUUUAAUUUGUAAAUGUUCUGUGCAUGCUUGCAAGCAGCAAAUCUUCAGCAUAAAAUAUGAUUUCUUUGUAUAUGUAAGGACAUUUUUCAUACCACAAAUGUUAUAUAUGUAUUUUUUAUUAGAUAUGUUUGGUUUCAGUUUGAAUUAUGCUGUUUAUAAGUUCAGCAGGGGGCAAAUAAUUCUCUAUUUUACUUGAAGUCAUUUGUCGACAGAUUUUUAUCAUAAGGAAGGUAUUAUAUUCACAUUAUUUUCAUCAUAUUUUUUCCUUUAAACAUUAAAACAAAUAAAUUCAAAUGAGGUGAGAUUAUGUGGUAUGCCAUUGGUUUAUUUUUCAUUUUUCAAUGUUAAUAUGGUGCUUUAUUGAUGUAACAAUUGUGUUGUUGUUACAGAGGAAAUUAAAAGUAUUUCAGUCAUUUUCA